UCGGGGCAGGCGGGCAAGCAAGCAGGCUGUGGCAGGCAGUGGUAGACAGUGGUAGUAGACAGUGGUAGGCAUUCGGAUUUAGAAACGAAGUCGGGAACGCCGUGGAAUCCUCUCGCAGCAGUGUUUCCGGAGUUCGCGAGUGCCCGAGGAACAGCCCGGCAGGCUCGCGAGUGAGCGACGUGUUCCGUCGGUUCGGUGCGAGCGAAGAAGAGGACUCACGGGGAGCCAUGUGCGUGGACGCGUUCUAGCGAUCGCUGGAGGCCCGAACGAACGGAGAGCGAAGAGGACCGCGGACGCGUCCGCCACGGCCGAGUACUCGAGGGGCACAGAGAGGACAGGGAGGAGAAGGCGCAGGAGGAAGAAAAGAUGUCGCUCGAGGGGCCCGCUACCUCGCUACGGCCCUGGCCGAGGCCCCAGCGUCUUUUGCUAGCGUUUCUGCUGCUCUGUGGAACUUUCGCGGAUGCAACGAGAUUGAGGCAUUCGAGACACCUGGAUGCGAGAUCACAGUUCUCGACCGAAGAGGAAUUAACGAUGCAGCAAGGGGAGAACCACAACCACAAGCCGGUGUUUUCGAAUUGCUCCAAUUACGCGCCCAUCGUGCAAGAGGAGGAACCGGCGGGCACCGUGGUGAUACAAGUGCACGCAGAGGACAGGGAUCACCCGGAGGAAGGAGGCACGAUCACGUACAGCUUCGUCACCGCUCCGGGCGAGAAGCUGAAAUUCGAGAUCAACAAUAGGACCGGGCUGAUCAGGACCACGCAGGUGCUGGACAGAGACGAGCCCGCUCGAGAGAAGGAGGCGUACCUGACGGUGCUCGCGACCGAUAACGGUAGACCGCAGCUGGACGACGUGUGCACGUUCAAAGUGACCAUCGAGGACGUGAACGACAACUCGCCGGUAUUCGACAAAGUGGCGUACACCGAGUCGGUACCGCAAGAUUUACCGUUGGGCCGUGAGGUGAUGAGAGUCUCCGCCACGGACAUCGACGACGGCAACAACUCCGUGGUCUACUACAAUCUGUCGCCGAAGAGGCCCGAGGAUGGGGUGUACUUCCGAAUAGAUCGGAACACCGGCGUGAUAUUCCUCAACAAAACCAUCGACAGGAAUCCCGAGUACAAAUUCAGCAUGACCGCCACCGCGGAAGACCAAGGCGAGAUCCCGAGAUCGAGCAUGAUCGAUCUGGACAUACGGGUGGUCGAGUCCCACAAAAAGGCGCCGGCCUUCUUGCCCAGAUCCUCCGAACCGAUCCGGCUGCCGGAGAACUUCAACGAUUUCGAUCAGAGCAUCGUCCGACUGAAGGCUGUGUCGAACAGCGGCGACGAUACCGGUCUCCUGUUCGAGCUGGUCCCCGGCAGAACCGAGCAGACCAACAAAGGAAACACGUUCAGGUUGGAGUCGAACAAAGACGUGGCGGACAUCAAGCUGGCCCAGCACCUCGAUUACGAGAGCAACACGGUGUACACGUUGAUCGUGCGGGUGCAGAACAGGUACCAGCUGGCCGCCGAGACGGUGGUCGACAUCGAGGUGCUCGACGUGAACGACAAUUUCCCGGUGUUCCGCGAGAUGAAGAAGGGCAGCGUGCUCGAGAACGAGCCGCCGGGAGUGCCGGUGAUGCAGGUCCGCGCGAUCGACGCGGACGGGACGUCCGCUCACAAUCAGGUUACCUACGAGUUGGACAACUUCCGGGACCUGUUCGCCAUCGACAAGUACACCGGUAAUAUCACCACGUUGACCACGUUCGACAGGGAACAGGAGGACACGUACAACGUGAAGGUGAUCGCGGUGGACAACUCGCCCAGCGCCGUCGUCAAGACCGGCGAGCACAACAAGGGCCAGCAGGUGUUCCGCAUCGAGAUCGCGGACAAGAACGACAACGCGCCCCACUUCACCCAGGCGGUGUACACGGCCAACUCCAUCCUCGAGAACGCGAACAUCAACGCGCUGGUCACCGAGGUGAAGGCCCUCGACUCGGACACGGCCAGCCCGGUCACGUACAGCAUCAUAUUCGGCAACACCGACGACAGCUUCUACAUCGAGGGGACCACCGGCAAGAUCCGCGUGAAGAAGGCCCUCGAUUACGAGAAGAUCACCGAGUACAACCUGACGGUGAGGGCGUUCGACGGCCUGUACAACGACACCGCUCAGGUCAAGAUCUUCAUCGAGAACGUGAACGACAAUCCGCCGGUCUUCGAGGACUUCAAGAAGAACCCGACGAUCAAGGAGGAGGAACUGGUGGAAGGUUGCAUCACCACCGUGGUCGCCUACGACCCCGACAUAAAGAACAGGAGCGCCGACCAGCACAUCGCGUACUUCAUAGUGAAGGACGACCAACAGCCUCUGAUCGGGAUCAACAAGACGGGCUGCAUGACGCUGAAGAAACCGUUGGACAGGGACGCGCCGAACGGCUACUCGAUGUGGACGGUGAUAGUGAUGGCGCGAGACGAGGACGGCUCGCCGACCGCGCUGCGGGAACUGGUGAUGGUGAACAUCACGCUGAUCGACAUAAACGACAACGCGCCGUUCCUCGACAUGCCGUACCCCGUCGUCUGGGGCGAGAACAAGCGGCCGGGUCGGAUCACGGAGCUGAAGGCCCGCGACUACGACUCGGACGAGAACGGCCCCCCGUUUUACUUCCGCAUCGACGAGAACACCGCGGACGACGAGAUCCGCUCGAGGUUCGCGAUCCGCGGCGCCAACCUGCUCGCGCAGUACCAGUUCGACCGGGAGCAGCGGAAGAGCUACAACAUACCGAUCGCGAUCACGGACAGCGGGAAGCCGCCCAUGACGGGCACGUCGACCCUGACGGUGAUCAUCGGCGACGAGAACGACAACGAGAUGUCGGAAGGCUCCAGUUCCAUAUUCGUGUACAAUUACAAAGGCGAGUCGCCCGACACGGAGAUCGGUCGGGUGUACGUGAACGACCCGGACGACUGGGACCUGCCGGACAAACACUUCGCCUGGGCCUCGACGCACGACGGGUUCCGGUUGAACCAGGAAACGGGGAUGAUCACGUUGCUGUCGGGCACGUCGAACGACACGUUCGUCCUGAAGUUCCUCGUCACCGAGGAGAGCCGGCGGAUUCAGCGGCACCAGGUGAACGCGUACGUGAACGUCACCGUGAAGGAGCUGCCGGAGGAGGCGGUGGUCCGCUCCGGUUCCGUUCGUUUCUACGGGAUGACCGCGGAGCAGUUCGUCGCGCCCAGCGAGAUCGGCGUCAGCAAGAAGGAGAUGUUCCAAGAGAGGAUCGCCAACAUGCUGAACGCGUCUGUCGAGAACGUGGACGUGUUCACGGUGCUCCAUUCUCCGCAUCACAAUAACAGGAGCCUGCUCGACGUUCGGUUCUCCGUUCACGGGAGCCCGUAUUACGCGCCCGAGAAGCUGAACACGAUACUGGCGCAGCACAGCCGCGAGAUCGAACAGGAACUGAAGACGAACAUCCUGCUGGUGAACAUCGACGAGUGUCUGUUCGAGAAGCAGCACUGCAACAACUCCUGCCGCAGUUACUUGAACGCCAGCACCGUCCCGUAUGCGGUCUACACGAACACGAGCUCCUUCAUCGGGGUGCGGGCGGUGGUGGAUCCGCAAUGCACCUGUCACGUGGCCGAGCCGAUCGUCUGCCUGAACGGCGGCACUCCGCUCGCCGAGCGUUGCGAAUGCCCGCCCGGCCUCGAGGGACCCAGGUGCGAGCUCCUCGGCAUCGGGUUCCACGGCGACGGCUGGGCCGUGAUGCCUCCGCCCGGUCAAGCUUGCGACGACUCUCAUUUGGGUCUCGAGAUAACGCCGCACGUCGACAACGGUUUGGUCUUCUAUUUCGGCCCGAUGACCUACAGCCACAGAGUGGCCAUCCAGGAUUUCAUGGCGCUCGAGCUCCAACAAGGCUACGCGGUCCUUUACAUGGACUACGGCACGGGCACCGUGCGGCUCGAUCAGAAGAAGAUCAAGCUCACGGACGGCAAGAGCCAUAGAAUAGACGUUUACUGGACCAAGAACUCGAUCGAGAUGAAGGUGGACAAUUGCGGCAUAUCGGCUUGCAUGAGUCUGACCGCGCCGCAAGGGCCCAACGAGUUUCUGAACGUGAACAGCCCCAUGCAAAUCGGCGGGACCAUGACCAACCUCGCGCAGCUCGGCUCGCAGUUCCAAUGGGACUACAAACCGACCGACAAGGGGUUCAUCGGCUGCAUACGUAACAUGACGUUCAACGGAAACACGUACAACCUGGGAAUGCCAUCGCUGUCGCGCAACGCGGAUCCGGGUUGCGAUCACGGAAUGGCCAAAGCGAUUUCCUUCGGAAUCGACACCAAUUUCUUGGUCGCGAUUCUGGUGUGCGUGGCGAUACUGCUGAUACUGCUGCUCGCCGUGGUGGUGCACAGGCGUAAAACGGACGACCUGUACAAGGAUAUGGACGACAUACGAGAGAAUAUAAUUAAUUACGAAGACGAAGGAGGCGGCGAGGUCGACACCGGUUACGACUUGAACGUCCUGAGAACCAUUUACGACGCUCCUCCCAUCGAUUCGAAGAUAGCGACUGGCAGAGCUCCUGACGAGGUUCCGGAUAUUUGCGGUUUCCUGGACGGCAAGAAGGAAAGCUGCGACAAAGAUCCGGACACGAACCCGUUCGACGACGUCAGGCACUACGCGUACGAGGGCGAGGGCAAUUCCGAGGGAUCCCUGUCGUCCUUGGCUUCUUGUACCGACGACGGUGACCUGAAAUUCAACUACCUCUCGAAUUUCGGACCGAGGUUUCGAAAGCUGGCAGACAUGUACGGAGAGGAGGCCAGCGACGAGGAGAGCGACGGCGUCGGAGAACGAGAGAGCGAGAGCUGGUGUUGAGCUUCAACCCGUUCGCGGACCUCGACAAAACAGUUCGCGGACCUCGACAAAACUGUUCGCUCGCAGGCUUUUGCAUUUUGUACUUAAACGCCAUCUCCGGCCGCGUUCUGCAGCGCACGCGCCAUCGCUGUGGCUCGACCGAAGAGGACAUCGGACGGACCCACGGAUGACAUCGCUAUCCCUCUUUCGUUGAACGAAUCGCGCGACGGGACGAACGCGGCAUCCGAGCGUCGUUCCCGAGCGAGACAUCGAUUCGCAACCCCGGGAUCUUUGAAACCAGAACUGAUAAUCAUCCAUCCCGCCUUCCAGUUUCUCGUUUCUCGUUCGAGGUCACGCGACUCCCGAAACGAGGGACGAAUUACAUAUCUUUGCAUCGACCGGCCUGACAGCGGCGAACCCCGUACACUUGGCGAGGCGAUACGAUCGGACGUGUUUCCAAGUUCGACGAUCGUCCGAGCGACGACGAGCCGUUCGGCAUAUUUUUUACGAAUUCCAUUAGAUAAAUGUAUAUCAACGAUACACGUAAACUCUCGAACACAGCGGACGUCGAUGGGGGAGGUGAACGUUCGCGGUACUCGCGCGAGAAUCCAACCGCGGAAAGACGAGCAGAGUGAGAGAGAGAGAGAGAGUGAGUGAGAGUGAGGAAGAGAGUGAGGAAGAGAGUGAGGAAGAGAGGAGUAGGGAACGCGCGGUAGGGAACGCGAAACGAAGCCGGUACCCGAGCGAACGACGGAGGAGAGAGGAAGAGCGAACAACGUCGCUUCAUUAUUUAACUUAUAGAGUAUUUUAUUAAUCGAAUACGUGGAAUCGAGUAUGUGUGACGCGCGAAGCGUAUGUUCGUGUAUGCAAAUUACAACUAAGAGUAGGUAUAAAUUAUAAAAAUAGACAAAGGGGACGCGGAAGGAGGUGUGUUACGCGUAGAUCGAGAGGCGAUCGAUCCUCCCCGAGACUCGAACGCGACCGGUAAUUCACGCGUUUUUCCGAGGUUUGCGAGCAGGCUCGAGUUACGAGGAACCAUGCGAGGUCGCGAAGAUUCGAUGCAACGUCGACUCGUCGGACUGGAUCUAAUAGCCGAACGGGCACUCGGGGCAACUCUCUCGAGGACUCGACGAAAAAGACCAGAGGUGCCAUAUCGUGCAACGGACAGCGUUCGCUCGUCGUCCCGACGUGCGUGAACGCCGAACGUUGCUGAAUAUUUUCCUGCCAUCCGGUUCCUCCUCAUCGUUGGACCGUGGCUCUUCGUGCUCCGCCUCGAGAAACAAUUUCUAUACCUAUACAUAUAUAUGUAUACAUAUAUGUAUGUAUAUUCGUGUACCUAUGUACGCGUAUACGCACGUACGUACACGUAUAUAUGUGAUAAUAAUUUGUAAGCUUUUUGUACGAUAAAUCAUUGACGGUAUAUAUGUAUAAAUACGUAACGAACGCGUGCGCGUGCACGAGGAAGACAGGACUCGGAGUGAAAGGGACAGCGUGCGUGAGAGAGAAAGAGUGAUGGAGAGCGAGAGAGAGGGAGAGAAAGAGAAAGAAAGAGAGAGUGCGAGAAAGAGAUAAGGAUAGGAAAGGAAGGAAGCCAACGUGUAAUUUAUACGAUAAAGAAUAGAGUGCAGCUUACUGCGAAAGCGUGUGAUCUCAGAAGAAAUACGGACGCGCGGAUCGCGUGUAACGGCACGCGCAAACGAUUAGCUGCGAGCCACUCUUAGACUGUAGAGAACCCGACGGAAGCAUCGCCGAGGUGGCGAAGCACGGUCGCGCCCCUCGUAUUUUGCAGUACAAAAUACGUUUCUGUUGGCGAACGUCGCGAAACGAGUGAUGCCACGCGGCCGUGGCGUAAGGUAAAAUAGAUGCGAAAAACAGGGCUCCCGACGGAAACCGAAGCUUCGAGUCGCGUUCGCGUUCCUCGCACCUCUGCGCCGCAGACGUCCCCCGGGAAUGGAGCGAACGGAGGAGCCCGAGACGCUUCGGGAACGCGAUCGUCGAGUAGUUUUUCGGCUCCGUCGUUGCCGAUCGAGGCCCCGGAGCUCGUCCACGGCUCGAGAUAGCCGUGCCGACGUCGCGAUUACAUAUACAUAUGUAUCUGAACACUGCCCUUCUGUACUACCAGACAAGAAAAACAAAAACAAACAAAAAAGAAAAAAAAAGGAGAAACGAAAGAAAGAAGAAGACCGGAGAAGGAAAAGGGAAGACGACCGUUUCUCAGCGCGCACGCUAAUUUUUUCUAAACACUUUCCGCGUUCGAGCGCAUCCUUCGAGCUGCACUCGCCGAAGAGACGAACGUCGAAUGCGCGACAGUCGAUGGCAACCCGUACGUCUGCGCACCUUUAUCCUUUACCCGCGACUCGUCAACUAUCGUCGUCGGAGAUACGUGUAUGUCCGGCCGAGAACCGUUGGCGGCUCUUCCGGAGAAAUUAGGGAGGCGAGGAGGACUCGUUUUCGACGCGUGCACCGAUGCCGCUCGAAUCCCACGAUUUCCUGUGUAGAAAACUUCUUCGUUCCAUAUUUAUACUUGCCGUCUCGUUCACCCGUAUUUCUCUGUUCCCCUCGUGUUCACUUUCUGCCCGACAUCGCGUUAAUCAGCUCGAGACAGUGAAUAUUGGGGAUUUAAACCGGCACCGUCAUCAUUAGCCGCGAGAACACAGGGAGCGAGACGAAACGCGACGGAGUUGAACUAUAAAAAAAGGAAAUUCUCCAUAGGUCCGUCUUACUCGCAUUCAUCCUCGCUCCCCUGCGUUAUUGCCGUGCCAAUGGCUGCGAAAACCGAGGCGGCUCGUACGCCGCGACCGAAAGCCUCCCCUCGCCUCCCUGACUUCUCGCCGGGAAGAGAGGCAGCCAACGCUUCUCGCCCGAACGAUAAUUUGUUCUUUUUGUAGCAAUAAAGUAAACUUCGAAUA
Molecule: messenger RNA, 7718 nt
Organism: Nomia melanderi (Alkali bee)
Lineage: Eukaryota; Metazoa; Arthropoda; Insecta; Hymenoptera; Halictidae
Gene: shg
Product: DE-cadherin
Biological process (GO): homophilic cell-cell adhesion; cell morphogenesis; adherens junction organization
Cellular component (GO): adherens junction; plasma membrane; catenin complex
Molecular function (GO): calcium ion binding; beta-catenin binding; cadherin binding
Source: RefSeq, a predicted model, not a curated record